AAUAGGUAAAUAUGAUUGAUCCUUUUCAUUUUAUGCAUUUUCCGUCAUAUUUUUUCAUGUAUUUUCGGAGUAUGGGACUCUGAAUGAUGUGGGUUGGGGCAGCUUUAGCACCAUCAAAGCUUUUCUGUGGUAAAAUCGUGUAUGGGUAAAGCUCAUAGUAAACAAACAUGUUCCGGUAACUUUUGGAAGGAUUUUCGGUGUAUUUUUUAGUGAUUUAAGGGAUAGAUGUAAUUAUCAUUGAGUUUCGUCGUACCGAUGCUUCGCCAUUUUCCCGUGUGGUUCGGAAAAGCCGCCAUUGUGGUACCAGAAAGCGGACGCUUGGCUUUCCCUUCCCCCACUUUUGGAUGACGUGUAUCCUGUUCUAAAGCUGAUCACGCUUGCGUGGAGCGUUUCGGGCCCCAACCAGGUUGAGCCAAGCCUCUUUCCAUCGCUGGGUUCCUCCAUUUUGAGUUUGUCCUCCAUUUUAUGUGACCACGUUGGCAUCCGGCUAGAACUUGGUCACAGUCUGAUAUAUUAUAGUGAUUUGGGUACGGUUUUAACUUUGAAAAUUUGUAAGCUAGGUCCUGACCUAGUUGAGCCAAUUCUCUUUUAUGCAGAGCUGGGUUUUCCUCCGUUUUGAGUUGGUCCUCUAUUUUAUGUGACCACGCCGGCAUCCUUGUGAUUUCAUAGAUAUUUGGAAAAAUGGAGGACGAUCAGCAGUUCUGCUUGAGGUGGAACAAUCACCAAAGUACUCUAGUAGCGGUCUUUGACACAUUAUUAGAAAAUGGAACGCUAGUAGACUGCACGCUGGCCGCCGAGGGAAAGUUCCUGAAUGCACACAAAGUCGUCUUAUCAGCGUGCAGUCCAUAUUUUGAGGCACUAUUAUCAAAACACUUUGAUAAGCAUCCAAUCCUCAUCCUAAAAGAUGUCAAGUUCCAAGAACUGAAGGCAAUGAUGGACUACAUGUAUAGGGGUGAGGUAAACAUAUCGCAGGACCAAUUAGGCGCAUUAUUAAAAGCAGCAGAAUCUCUGCAAAUAAAAGGCCUGUCAGAUAACAGGAAAGGUGAGACUGAACGAAAACCUGCGCCUGCACCGCCUCCACCAAAAAGUCCUCAACCUGCCUCCACAAUCCCAAAAGUCCAGGGACUAACGAUAGAGCAACGAAGCAGAGAUGACAGCAGGGAGGGAAGCAUGUCACCUGGGCCUCGAAAGAAAAAACGGAUGAGGCGCAAAAGUGAAGAAUUAGAUAACCACCAUGACGCCUCAAACUCAUCCGAAUCUCAUAGCCUGCCUGCCACCCAGAACAUUCCUUUGUUACCCACCUCCAAAAUGAAUGCCGAUGUGCCUGACACCAUAGAGACAAAACAAGAGAUACUCACUGCUAGGUUAAAGCAAAGCAGUGAUGAGGCCCCGCAAGUUCCUAUGAUCAAAGAGAAAUUAGAGACUCAUUCAGAAUUAAUGCUCGAACCAAAGGCUGAAUAUGUGGAGGAAAUGAAUGAAGACAGUAUUGAGGACUUGACUUUGGAUGAUGAUGACUUGAGCAACAUGGAACAAAUGGAUGAUUCAGGAGCUGGACCUAGUCACGGGAAUGCAGGGGAAGGAUCAAGUCAAGGAUUUGGCGGAUGGCAUAUGGGUAAUCAGAGUCAAGAUGAAGUAUUUUUAGCGGCACAAGAGGCUGUUGGUGCUCACAGAGACUCACAAGACCCAUUGCCUUAUAGAUGUCACCGAUGUGGGAGGGGGUAUUCAGUCCAUUAUACUCUUGAAAGACAUCUAAAAUAUGAGUGUGGAGUAGCUCGAAAAUUUUCAUGUCAGGUCUGUUCAAGAAAAUUCUCUAGAAGAGAUAUUUUGAGGAAUCAUGAGAAAAAGUUCAAUCAUAUUGUUGAUCAGACCACUCCUUUGUAUAAUAGUCAAGUAUAAAUGUGCUAAAAGUGCCAAAUGGCCUUGAUUUUUGAGCUAAGUAGACCACUUGUCAUCUUUCCUCAAGAAAAGGUGACACGCGGUUUGGGAAAGGCGGUGGGAUUUUUCAUUCUUUGAAAUAUCAUUUUCAAACUCACAUUUUCCAAAUUGAAAUUAAAUACAUCAAGAAUCAUCCAGUCAUCCUAGGACGUCGUUGAUAUCCAUGUAUUCCUAGUUCCUAUUAAAUCCAUCCCAUGAUCCCUUUUUUCCGUAUUUUCAUUCCACCAUCAAGAAACGAAGAUCCAUGGGGUCAGCUCAUCUUGGUCAAGAGGAACCAUUUAUGAAGAUUUUUGGCGUUCGUACCUCCCUCGAAAGAAGACUUCAAAUAUUGUUUUGAAAUAUGAAAAAAAUCAAUACAUAUAUUUUGAAGAUAUAUUUACUUUUACUGCAUCACCCCUUUUUAUCACCCAUUUAUCAUUUAUGUUGGAAUGUGUUUUAAAUGUUGGGC
Molecule: messenger RNA, 2383 nt
Organism: Acanthoscelides obtectus
Lineage: Eukaryota; Metazoa; Arthropoda; Insecta; Coleoptera; Chrysomelidae
Source: the annotation of a GenBank genome assembly